UCUCCGCAGCAGCGGCGGCUUGCGCGCGACACCGCGUGGACUUUUACUGCCUGCUGCGGUGAUGGCGGCGGCGGCCUGGCCGGAAGCGUGAGUGGGAUGCGGCUGACGCGGAAGCGCCUGUGCUCGUUUCUCAUCGGCCUGUACUGCCUUUUCUCGUUCUACGCCGCCUACCACGUCUUCUUCGGGAGCCGCCGCCGAGUGCCGGCUGCGACCCCUCGGGCCUUCAGGAGAGCGGCGAUCCGAGCGAGGCGCGGCCCAGAGAAGUCUACUUUUGGAAGUGAAGAAUGGAAUCCUUGGGAAGGAGAUGAAAAACAUGAACAAGAACACAGAGCUAGAACUAGCUUGCAAGUAUUAAAUAAAUCCACAAAAGGAAAAACAAACAGAAUACAAAUCUGGGGCAAAGCUGCUAUUGGCUUGUAUCUCUGGGAGCAUAUUUUUGAAGGCUUACUUGAUCCCACUGAUGUAACUGCUCAGUGGAGAGAAGGGAAAUCAAUUGUAGGAGAAACACAUUUCAGCUUCAUAACCGGUCCAUCUGUAAUCCCUGGGUACUUCUCGGUUGAUGUGAAAAACGUGGUCCUUGUUUUAAAUGGAAGAACAAAAGCAAAGACUUUUUAUUCCACGCAGUGGUUACUUUUUGCCCAGAAUCUAAUGCAAACUCAGCAACUUCAACAUCUUGCUGUGGUUUUGCUUGGAAACGAACAGUGUGAUAAUGGCUGGAUAAUGCAGUUCCUCAAAAGAAACGGAGGCAUGGUAGAGCUGCUUUUCAUAACAUACGACAGCCCUUGGGUUAAUGACGUGGAUGUUUUUCAGUGGCCUUUAGGAGUAGCCACCUACAGGAAUUUUCCUGUGGUAGAAGCAAGCUGGUCAAUGCUACAUGAUGAGAGGCCCUACCUAUGUAACUUCUUGGGAACUGUUUAUGCAAAUUCAUCCAGAGAAGUACUAAUGGAUAUUCUGAAACAAGGUGGUUAUGAAAAGCUUUGUUGGGUUUCAGCAAGAGAACAGUGGCAGCCUCAAGAAACAAAUGAAAGCCUGAAGAAUUACCAAGAUGCUUUGCUCCAAAGUGACCUCACGCUGUGCCCUGCAGGAGUGAACACAGAAUGCUACCGGAUCUAUGAGGCCUGCUCCUAUGGCUCAGUCCCUGUGGUAGAGGAUGUGAUGACCCAGGGCCAGUGUGGGAACACGUCCACCCAUCACAGCGCCCCCUUGCGGCUGCUCAAGUCCAUGGGCGCCCCCUUUAUCUUCCUGAAGAACUGGAAUGAACUUCCUGCCAUUUUAGAGAAAGAGAAGACUAUACUUUUACAAGAAAAGAUCCAUAGAAGAAAACUGUUACUUCAGUGGUAUCAGCACUUCAAAACAGAGCUAAGAAUGAAAUUUGCUAACAUUUUAGACAGUUCAUUUUUAAUGAAUAAAGGCUAGCUAUUGUUCAUUACCA
Molecule: messenger RNA, 1432 nt
Organism: Perognathus longimembris pacificus (Pacific pocket mouse)
Lineage: Eukaryota; Metazoa; Chordata; Mammalia; Rodentia; Heteromyidae
Gene: Rxylt1
Product: ribitol xylosyltransferase 1
Exons: 6
Coding region: 97-1416 (439 amino acids)
Biological process (GO): protein O-linked glycosylation via mannose
Cellular component (GO): Golgi apparatus
Molecular function (GO): ribitol beta-1,4-xylosyltransferase activity
Source: RefSeq, a predicted model, not a curated record